ACUGCAGAAGGAGCUGACACCUUCAACCCGUUCGCUAGUCAGGGCAAGACUUCAAAUGUACCUACCCAUCAGGGUGUCUCCGGACUUGGAGGUGGUGGAACUUCCGUCACAAUGAGUGAUGAACUGUUUCGUAAACAAGAAGAACUCGAAAGAAAGGCGCAGGAGUUACGAAUGCGGGAAGAAGAACUCAAUCGACGUCAGCAGCAACAACAGAAUUUGAAUACUGGAAACAUAGGUUAG
Molecule: messenger RNA, 240 nt
Organism: Ostertagia ostertagi
Lineage: Eukaryota; Metazoa; Nematoda; Chromadorea; Rhabditida; Trichostrongylidae
Source: the annotation of a GenBank genome assembly